Plectropomus leopardus (leopard coralgrouper) is the source of this 978-nucleotide messenger RNA. RefSeq lists its product as uncharacterized. NCBI's taxonomy places the organism in Eukaryota, Metazoa, Chordata, Actinopteri, Perciformes, Serranidae. The record is from RefSeq and is a predicted model, not a curated record.
UGAGCAGAGACGUGGCAGGAAAAUGUAGGAGAGGACUGACUGAUGAAUGAGGGAGUGUAAGAUGAGAGAGAAAGAACAGGAUGUGUGUCGGAUAAAUUUUACGUUUUAAGGGAGGAAACCAAAAAGGAUUUGAUCUGAAUUAGUCAUCUUCAGUCUUCAGACAACAUGUGGGGAGAGAGGAAGUGACUUAUGGAAGCCAGCUUGAGAGAUCAUUAACGUCUGUGGUGAUGAAGGGCUGGUAGGAAGAUUGUCCCUGCAUGCUUAUGACAAUCCUUGUGUGUAUGUCUGUCUCUGUCUGUGUGCGUGUCUGUGAGACUCGACCCAGGAGACCGAGGAGUAAGUGCUCUGCUGUCAAAGUACAGGAGUGACAUCGAAGAGGCUCGCAGACUGGUGAUGUCACAGGAACGGCUCCCUCUUAUUGGUUCAUCUGGAAGUAAAACAACAGCCAAGCCGCCUGUCUCCUCCUCGGUUCUCCAGCGCCCCCAUCAGGCUAAUAACCGAAAGCGCAGCCAGCAGCAAAUCUCCUCCUCCUCUCACCCUCAUCCAGGGCCGUCUUCCAUCCUCCUCUCAGACACCACCAUGACGCCUUGGGGAGGCCUGGUUCUCUCCGAAUCCUCCUUUACCUCAAUACCCCCUCCUCCCCCUCCACGGCCCCCUCCACUUCCACCGCCUCCUCCUCCCGCUCCUCAGCCGACACCAUCCACUCCUUAUCGUGGGAGACCGAAUGAAGACGAGGAAGUUUCAAGUUCAAGUCUCAACUCAGAGGCUCCAUCUCCACCUGGUGCAGUCCCCCAGGACGCUGCAGCCAGAGGGGGUAGAGGGAUGCGGGCAAGGCGGAGGUUGUUGCCCCAGCGUCGGGUGCCUCGUCCUCCCCGUCUCCCGCCUCUGCGUCCCGUCACCAACCUCAGCUUCUCUCGAAGCUUCACCUUCUCUUUCUUCGAGCUGCCUCUUGCACCAGUCUCCUCGCUGUCGAGCUGA